UAAAGAUAUAUAUUUGACUGUCUGCUGAGUUAGAGGUAAGAGAAACUUUUGAAUUACCUACCUAGUAGUGGAGACGCGUUUCACGUUCAGUUAUGUAGUGAUGUGGUUAUGAUGAUUGGACAACCGCCUUCAGUUAGUUAGUGUCCACUAAAAGCUUGUUCAAAUGGUAAGAUGUUUAUUAUUAGUAGUAAGAAUUUAAACUAUCUCGUUGUCGAUAUUCAGGGUUGAUUUUUAGUCAGUCCUUGUCGAUAAACGUGCCUGUUGAGCGAUUGACUUCAGUAUAGCCAUUUUUAGUUUAAUGCGAAAGGUUCAAGGUUUAAGUCUCAAUGUGAAAAUUAAUAUUGACUUGGAGAGGUACAUUCGGCUAACGAGUCCCAAACAGGAUAAAACGCACAUCCUGGAUUCCAAUGUUAGCUACAAUCUGUCUGUUCUAAAAAAAUGUGGCUAACUGGUUAGUACCAUUAUUCUUAACUCCUAUCGGAAAAACUAUUGUUUCUCUUACUAAUGAUUCUUACAGAUAGGAAAUGCAAGGGUACUAAAAUGUUCUUAAGAAUUAACCAAUAAGUAUAUAAGUCUACAGAAACCCAAGAAAAUAUUUUAUACAACGUUUAAAAUGUUUUAAAAGAACAAGCAUCUACCCUUCUUAAGAGAAUUAUGUUGUAAACUGUAUAGAAUCUUUGGUUUAGUUUGCUUUUCAAUUUACAGAAUGAUCUUUUACCGGUAUUUUGUCAAUAGGCUUCAAUAUAAUGGUCAAACUAUUUGUGAUUUAUACUGGCCGGAGAAAUUAAACAUUCCUGAGUAUUAUAAAUCCAAUGGUUUUGAAAUCUCAGUUACACUACUUGAAACUAACCAGUCGGAUUGUUUCAUAAAAAGGAUUUUCAGCAUUUCAAUGUCAAAUAAUUCAAAUGAAUCACAUAAUGUAACUCAAAUACACUUCAAAGAAUGGGAAAAUUUCAGUGUACCAACAAUUACAGACAUGGAUAAACUUGUGAAAGAAUAUGAACAAAAUUAUCAAUCUCUUGUUAAUCAUCAAUCUAUUACAGUCUCAAUCGGACCAACUGUUGUACAUUGCAGUGCUGGAGUUGGUCGAACUGGAACAUUUAUUAGUGCUCUUAUUGUUCGCAGACAUCUUCGAUCUGGCUGUCAAUGGAUUAGUUUACCAAGUAUUGUUUUAAUGCUGAGACUCUGGCGCCACUGUAUGGUUGAACUGACAGAACAAUAUCUAUUUCUACAUGAAUAUUUCGCAUAUAUUUUGAAUCAAGAAAGAUAUUGCUAACAUAAAAUUCUAACCAACUAAUUGAGGAAUGAUUAUUCUAUGUCUUAAACAACAAACGAUGAAUAUACUAUUGUCCAAGUAUGAACUAGUCAGUCAGUCAGUAACAACGUAGAACUGGUAACAACAACGUAUGAACUGGUAAUUUCAAUUGGUUACAUUUUCCCACGUUAAAAACAAGCCAUUCUGUAUUGAUCAAGAUUUUCUUUUCCAAAAUAUUCAUUACAAUUUUUCGUAUAUAAUUUAAUUCUUACAUUUAUUAUUGUUUACAAUAUACAGUAUGUUGUUUUAAAAACGAAAUACUUUUUUUAGUUUGAAGAAGUUUUACUAUACAAAACAACUGAUUCACAUUCAGUGAACUGAAUAAAAACCCAACUUAGCAUCAAUAAGAUGUGGGGUUAUACUUCUGGAUGGUCUGUUUGUGGUCAAAGUUUAUCUUCAAAGAUUUUUUGCUUACAGAAUGAUGUAUUGAUAUACCUAUCGACUCACAACAGUAGUUGUAUUUCUCAACCUUGAUGUACCAUUUGAUUCUGUAGACUGAUAGGUUGUAUGGAAGUUUAUGUCAUUGAAAGACCUACUGAAGAAAUACAUCAAUCUUUUUACAGGCCCUCUAUUCAAACAGUACCGGUUGAGUUAGAGCCUAUGGCGAACGAUCAUUAGAAUUAUCAAACUCAAGAAGUGUUCGUCAGGGUUGUCUGCUUUCCUCAUUUUUAUACAGAUUUGUCAUAGGCAUUUUCUAGAAAUAAAAUUCACCGUCCGAUUUAUCAGGGAUUGAUUUACUAGAAAAUUCUAUUGUUAACUUAGAAUACGCAGAUAAUGUAGUUUCAUUCCGUGAAGACGCUGAAAAGCGUUUUGACCGCCUUAAC
Schistosoma haematobium is the source of this 2139-nucleotide messenger RNA. RefSeq lists its product as uncharacterized. Bases 707 to 1276 code for a protein of 189 amino acids. The record is from RefSeq and is a predicted model, not a curated record. Gene Ontology annotation, molecular function: protein tyrosine phosphatase activity. Gene Ontology annotation, biological process: protein dephosphorylation. NCBI's taxonomy places the organism in Eukaryota, Metazoa, Platyhelminthes, Trematoda, Strigeidida, Schistosomatidae. The transcript is spliced from 4 exons.